This is a messenger RNA of Colletotrichum chrysophilum, 1335 nucleotides long. RefSeq lists its product as uncharacterized. Bases 1 to 1335 code for a protein of 444 amino acids. Gene Ontology annotation, biological process: positive regulation of TORC1 signaling; positive regulation of GTPase activity. Gene Ontology annotation, molecular function: GTPase activator activity. The record is from RefSeq and is a predicted model, not a curated record. The transcript has a single exon. Lineage: Eukaryota; Fungi; Ascomycota; Sordariomycetes; Glomerellales; Glomerellaceae. Gene Ontology annotation, cellular component: cytosol.
AUGGUCACCGAGGGCCUGCCCGUUCCAUGCACCACAUGCUUCGAUGACGGCGCCGCCAACUACGCCGAUCAGGACCAGAUCCGACCCCAGACAAGCGCGCCAACGUCGGCCGCCUCGCUGAACCAGACCGUCGCCAUGUCAGAUGCUCUGCGCAAGAUGCACCUCAAUGCCCACCGCAGCUCGUCAUUACCCGCCUCGGAAAUCGAGGCCCAGACCCAGCGCGCCGCCCUGCUACGCGCUUCCGCCAACGCCUCCCCGGCCUCGCCUCUGUCGCCCUCCGCCAUCGAAACCCCACCCGAAAGCCCCCGCCGGAUAUCGGAGCAACAGCAGCCGCGACGAGACUCGAGUUUCCGCCGAACCUACGACGACAACGUUACCAAGCGCGCCGGCCCUUGCGAAAACUGCGCGCUCACGCUACCGCAGCGGCAAGGUGGCAAGGACAAGAAUGAUUUCAAAGCAGAGCGCGGCCCGACACUGCGCACUCGCGCGCCGUACGCAAGGGUCUACGGCCAGGCGUCGCCACCGACUUCGCAAGGGUCCUCUGCCAGCGAUACCGACAGUGAGGGACGCCCCGAGCGAAUGCACCGAAGAGCCACUGGUUCGACUACGACAAGAUCUAGCAUGUCUUCGGGAAGGCAUGCCAGUCACACCCACUACCUCGACUACACAUCCACACAUGAACCGUUAAUACCAACGUCCUUCUCGAUCGUGCGAUCCUCAUGCCUGCGGACACUCUCCCUCGAGACCCUCCCCCGCUCUCCCGCGAACCCGACGCCGAGCGCCUCGCCACAAUCGAGCUCCACGCCCUUCGUAACCACACAAAGCGCCGGAGCUGCCGCGUCUGGCGGGCCCAUCUUCUUUGGCGACCCAGUCAACGGCUACACGACGGCAUACAUCUUCCGCAUUUCCGACAUGCACGCCCGCGGCCAUAAGCGGGUCUACGCCUUCCUGGCUCUCAGCACGCAUAAGGAGCGGCUCGCCAUGAAGACGUUCGGCUUCAUGGCAACCGCUUUCGCAGGCCUGGCAGAAUGGAUCCAGAAGCUUGCUGAGGCGGAGGCCGAGAGGAUAGCCGAGUCCAGCCCCAUCGGAGGUCUUCAGCACCACAACCCGUAUCCCAUGAUGAACAUCCACGAGAGGGAGGGACCCGACCGCGGUGGCAGCAGCUUUCUGACCGGAGGUGGCGGCUUCACCAGACGCAUGGGCGGCGGACCCGGCGGUGUUUCCCUCAAAGCGAGAGGCCUGGCAGAGCUUGUUGGCAUGCCGGACUUCUUUAUCGAGCUGCACGCCAAGUUCGUGAAGAUGAUGCUGGAGCUUGGCGUUAUCCUGAGCUCUUAG